Eubalaena glacialis (North Atlantic right whale) is the source of this 3440-nucleotide messenger RNA. It is a transcript of the gene ALDH1A3, whose product is annotated as aldehyde dehydrogenase 1 family member A3. The record is from RefSeq and is a predicted model, not a curated record. The coding region runs from base 174 to 1712 and encodes 512 amino acids. The transcript has 13 exons. Gene Ontology annotation, molecular function: aldehyde dehydrogenase (NAD+) activity. Lineage: Eukaryota; Metazoa; Chordata; Mammalia; Artiodactyla; Balaenidae.
CGCCCUCCCUUCCUCCCGUCCUGCAGCCAAUUAGACAGCCCCCUCGGGCGGGAGGCGUGGGGCGCUCCAUAAAGCGGCGCGGAGCUGUCACCCCGCGAGUAGGUUGCGCACCGCCCAGGCCGGAGCAGGCGCCGAAGACUCGGGCGCUUCGGACCCGGGAGCGUGGAGGAGCCAUGGCCACCACCAACGGGGCCGUGGAGAACGGGCAGCCGGACAGGAAGUCACCCGCCCUGCCGCGCCCCGUCCGCAACCUGGAGGUCAAGUUCACCAAGAUAUUCAUCAACAAUGAAUGGAACGAAUCCAAGAGUGGAAAAAAGUUUGCCACAUAUAACCCGUCAACUCUAGAGAAAAUAUGUGAAGUGGAAGAAGGAGAUAAGCUCGACGUAGACAAGGCCGUGGAGGCUGCACAAGCCGCCUUCCAGAGGGGCUCGCCGUGGCGCCGGCUGGAUGCCCUGAGCCGUGGCCGGCUGCUGCACCAACUGGCGGAUCUCGUGGAGAGGGACCGCGCCGUCCUGGCCACCCUGGAAACGAUGGACACAGGGAAGCCAUUCCUUCACGCAUUUUUCAUCGACCUGGAGGGCUGUAUCAAAACCCUUCGAUACUUUGCAGGGUGGGCAGACAAAAUACAGGGCAGGACCAUCCCCACAGAUGACAACGUUGUGUGUUUCACCAGGCACGAGCCCAUAGGUGUGUGUGGGGCCAUCACUCCUUGGAACUUCCCUCUGCUGAUGCUGGUGUGGAAGCUGGCACCCGCUCUCUGCUGUGGGAACACCGUGGUCGUGAAGCCAGCGGAGCAGACUCCCCUCACCGCCCUCUAUCUCAGCUCUUUGAUCAAAGAGGUGGGAUUCCCUCCGGGCGUGGUGAACAUCGUGCCAGGAUUUGGGCCCACGGUGGGAGCAGCAAUUUCUUCUCACCCUCAGAUCAACAAGAUAGCCUUCACUGGGUCCACAGAGGUUGGAAAGCUGGUUAAAGAAGCCGCCUCCCAUAGCAACCUGAAGAGGGUGACACUGGAGCUUGGUGGGAAAAACCCCUGCAUCGUGUGUGCUGAUGCCGACCUGGACUUGGCAGUGGAGUGUGCCCAUCAGGGAGUGUUCUUCAACCAAGGCCAGUGCUGCACGGCCGCCUCCAGGGUGUUCGUGGAGGAGCAGGUCUAUGACGAGUUUGUCAGGCGGAGCGUGGAGUUCGCCAAGAAACGGUCCAUUGGAGACCCCUUCGACGUCAGGACCGAACAGGGGCCCCAGAUUGACCAGAAGCAGUUUAACAAAAUCCUCGAUCUGAUUGAGAGCGGAAAGAAGGAGGGAGCCAAGCUGGAAUAUGGGGGCUCGGCCAUGGAAGACAGGGGGCUCUUCAUCAAACCCACUGUCUUCUCAGAAGUUACCGACACCAUGCGUAUCGCAAAAGAGGAGAUUUUUGGACCGGUGCAGCCAAUACUGAAGUUCAAAAAUAUUGAAGAAGUGAUAAAAAGAGCAAAUAGCCUUGAAUACGGACUAACAGCAGCUGUGUUCACAAAAAACCUCGACAAAGCACUGAAGCUGGCUUCCGCGUUAGAGUCUGGAACUGUCUGGAUCAACUGCUACAAUGCCAUCUACGCACAGGCUCCAUUUGGUGGCUUUAAAAUGUCGGGGAACGGCAGAGAACUAGGUGAAUAUGCGCUGGCUGAAUAUACAGAAGUGAAAACUGUCACCAUCAAACUCGACGACAAGGACCCCUGAAGGAAAGGCAGGCUCCUUCCUCAAACAUCUGACAGCUGAAUGUGGCAGAUCUAACUUGCUGAAGAGAAACCUACAUUCUGACCUUCCUGGGAUACUUUCUUCUGGAGACUUUAAAUCUACUGGAUUUGAAUGAUUUUUAUUUUCCUCUCACACUCCUGUUUUAUUGACCAAAAUGUUGUGUGUGAAAUUGUAGUCCUGCCUGGGGAUGGGACUAGUGGCCAUUUCUGUUUUCCACUUUCCACCAGAUCCCGGGGACAGUGAGGAGGCUCAGGGUGUUGUCAACAGGAAGUGGUAUUUGAAGUAUCGAGCAGUAGCUUAAAAAUGCUUUGUUGACUCUGACUCCAGUAAGAAUUUGGAAAAAAAAAUCCCUGCGUGUUCUGCAAACAGGGCUCUGUACCUGCGGGUUCCUCAGGGUUACCUGCCCACAGAACAAGCCCCUCCUACCAUUCAGUGGGAAGGAAUAGCACUAAGUUUUAAAAACAUUUAAAAACAAGGUUGGGAGUAUCAGAUGUGGGGAGCUUUGGGGAAGCAAGUACCAUGGAAGGGUCCUGAAGGCCUUGGGUGUGAACGGUCUUCAAGGACUGUAUCUUGACAUUGACAAUGGGACUCAGCUUAAAACCAAUACUGCCUUUGGAAUGUGACCAAAUCAACAGCCCAAAGAGCUUAUCUAAUGCUAUGUCAUUGUCUACCUUAACCAAGGCACUUUCUUAGGCAGGAAAUGUCGCUAGUGUCACCAUCGCUGCUAAAGACCCAGUGCUCUGACACUACAACAGUAUAGCAAAUCCUCGGAUCAUUAAGUCCCACAUUUUACAAAUUAGAGCCAUAAUUUGCUUUUCCCAAUUAUGCAUUUCUACCACUUGCCUAUGUAGUUUUCCUUUUCUCCAGUUGGGGUAUCAACACUUUAGAUUAGUAAGACAUACACAACUGAAAAGACUGCUGUUAUAAUACAGCCCUGGUUUUUCAAAGUCCUAUUUUGAUAUUAAUUAGUGAUUGAUUAACAAAUAACAUCUGGACUUCAUGGAGGAACUGGGUCUGCUACUACAGUGGCCUGAGCACAGCAAUAACAGGUUGUGAAUUUUUCUUUUCCUCUUUGUGUAUCCAAAGGAUGUGCAAUUCCAAGUUUUAACUUGGAAAACUGAAAGUGUUCCCAUAUAGCUUUAAAAAAACAAAAUCAAACAAAUUGUUUUAUUCAGAUACUUUUACUAUUACUAACUAGUACUUUUCUAACGGUGCUUAUGUUUGAGAAUUAAGUUAUGUUUGAGAAUUAAAAUGGGGCGGCAGUAAUAAAAUGGAGGUCAGUGUCAAAACCAGUGUAUGUAUAGAGAAAGUCUUAUGUGAAGUGAGGUUAUCAUUCUUGUUGGAAAUAUGCACUAUGCAAUUCACCUUCUCUCAAUCAGUUAACACAUCACUUAGACUAUCAGUAACUUGUUAAAUCAGGAUUUGACUUCAUACACUGAAUUUUCAGGAUUUUAUCUAAAGUAACUAUAAACACUAACCUUGAUAGUAAUACAUUAGAGGGUUCUUAUUCUUUCAUUGUACAAUAAUGCCUUUAAUAUGAAAUGCUACAUUAUUUAUAAUGGGUAUAAUGUAUCUUUUUAUAGUUGUAAGUAAACAGAGGUGAUGUAUUUAACCUUCUGUAAUAUACUGUAUUUAUCUAUAUAGUAUUAGAUUUCACUUCUGUUAAGGUUUACUCCUGUGGUAUGGUUUAAAAUAUCUACUGGCCUGGGA